Messenger RNA from Suillus plorans, 880 nucleotides. RefSeq lists its product as uncharacterized. Bases 119 to 466 code for a protein of 115 amino acids. The transcript has 3 exons. NCBI's taxonomy places the organism in Eukaryota, Fungi, Basidiomycota, Agaricomycetes, Boletales, Suillaceae. The record is from RefSeq and is a predicted model, not a curated record.
AGCAGCAAUGACGGCGUAUAAAUGGUAUGAGGAUCCCAAGUAUUUCAAUAUUCAUAAUCACUGUAUCCCAACAUCGCCCAUAUAAAUAAGACUCGUUCGCCUCAAUAUCUCUAGCAAUAUGUUCACCUCCUUGGACAGCUUCGCAGUUUAUCUUGCUCUCAUAUCAUCUGUUCUCGGUGCUGCUAUCCCCACAACCACAGUGACCACAACGUCUACCUCAACCGCGACUUCCACAUAUUCUACAAAUCCCCAUGAUGAAGUUGCUGGUGCCCUGUGGAAGAACAAUGUUCACGAUAAGGUCUAUUCCUCUGAAGCGAGUACAGAAGCUAUUCGGCGAUCCGUCAACCUCUGGAGGGGGAUCGAGCACGAUGAGGUAGCCCCAGUUGGCCGUACACCCUCCCGGCGAUCUGGCGAGAUCUGGCACGGAUUGGAACAUCGGGGGAUUUCCGUUCUUCCUGACGUUUAAGCUAUCCCGAGUCAUCCGGAUUAUCCUAAUUCAGACUUUGAUUAUUUUUGAGCGAGGAGCUCCACGCCCUUGCUGCGUAUGCGGGUACACGGCAAGUUGGCUCCUUCGAGCCUCUGCCAUCAUUACCGAGUCCCGCAUAAUUCUUUUUUUUGGACAAGUGAUACCCUAAAAGUGUUAAUACCUGUCCUACAGCGGGACCUGGGGACGUCUCACUUUAUACCGGUCCACUCCAAUGGACGUUUGAUUACUUUUAUUAUGUUAAGUUGCGGCUAUUUGCAUUUGUACGGGUUGCAACGUUGAAAUGUAGUUGUUAUUUCGUAGAUUCCCUUACGAGAAAACUGAUUCAAUUAAAAAUGCCUGGGGUCUGGUGGCGCAGUCUUCGCGUAAUGGAGCCUUUUGCUAAUAAAUAUUCCU